Neoarthrinium moseri is the source of this 957-nucleotide messenger RNA. RefSeq lists its product as uncharacterized. Gene Ontology annotation, cellular component: cytosol. The transcript has a single exon. Gene Ontology annotation, biological process: purine nucleoside catabolic process. The record is from RefSeq and is a predicted model, not a curated record. Bases 1 to 957 code for a protein of 318 amino acids. Gene Ontology annotation, molecular function: purine nucleosidase activity. NCBI's taxonomy places the organism in Eukaryota, Fungi, Ascomycota, Sordariomycetes, Amphisphaeriales, Apiosporaceae.
AUGGCACCAACGCGUAUUAUACUCGACACCGACCUGUCCAUGGGCGCAGGCGCGGACGUCGAUGAUGGUUUUGCCCUCGCUCUGGCACAUGCGGAUCCAGACAUUAAGCUGGACUUGAUAACCACGGUGAACGGCAACACUGAUGUCGAAAGCGCUACAGUCUUGACCGGUGUCCUACUCAAUCGCCUCGGUAUCAAUGAUGUACCCCUCAUCCAAGGUUCGGCCACUCCCAUCAUCCACACUGAUUUGAAGCGUACGCCCGCCUCGCACGUUCUCAAGCUGAAAGAGAGUGCACGGCCUCGGACCUUGGGCUAUGCCCCCGUAGCCAUAGUCGAGCACAUCCUUACCAAUCCCGGUGACAUCACACUCGUCGCCAUCGGACCUCUCACCAAUGUGGCUAUCGCCUUGUUGCUCGACCCUCGGAUAAAGUCGGCUAUCAAGGAGCUUGUUAUCAUGGGAGGGCUCUUCUUCGGAACCAUGUACUCCCGAGAUAAGCCGGGGGAGUUCAACGUCUUCUCCGAUCCCGAGGCUGCCCGCGCCGUCCUUCGUUCCGGCAUCCCGCAGCGUUGGAUCGGUCUUGACUGUACACUUAAAGUUCGGUUAACCAUGGAGGAUGCCGAAGACCUCAAGCAGUCUCCCUCGAGUUUCGCAUCUUUUGCCGGAGACGCCUCUGCCACGUACAUAAAACACCAAGCCGUUAGGUUUCCGGGGAGACCUAAAAUGACCUCUGUCCCAAUGCACGACCCUCUGGCCGUUGCUGUUGUAUCGAGGCCUGACUUAUGCGAGUACAAGGAUAUGGCAGUGUCAGUUAUCACGGGAAAUGGUGAAGCGCGCGGCGUCCUGAUUGCAGACCGAUUAGAGACGCCCUCGCCCCCUACACCGAAUUGUCGGGUCGCUGUCAGCGUUGAUGCCGAGGCGUUCCGAUCGCAUUUUCUAUCGUUGAUCAAGACGCUAUAA